Messenger RNA from Zingiber officinale, 531 nucleotides. Its product is annotated as mitochondrial import receptor subunit TOM7-1-like. The record is from RefSeq and is a predicted model, not a curated record. Gene Ontology annotation, biological process: protein import into mitochondrial matrix. NCBI's taxonomy places the organism in Eukaryota, Viridiplantae, Streptophyta, Magnoliopsida, Zingiberales, Zingiberaceae. Gene Ontology annotation, cellular component: mitochondrial outer membrane translocase complex. The transcript has a single exon. The coding region runs from base 64 to 273 and encodes 69 amino acids.
CUUAGCCUCAGAAUAUCUAGGGUUGCAAAUCGGAGUCGAGAGGAAAAGAAGAAGACGCGAUCCAUGGCUUCGAAGAUCUCUCUCAAGGCCAAGGGGAAGGCCGCCAAGGGGACGGAGGAGCGAUCGGCCGAGAAGUGUGUGAAGGAGUGGAGCAACUGGGCGAUGAAGAAGGCGAAGGUGAUCGCCCACUACGGCUUCAUCCCCCUCGUAAUCGUCAUCGGCAUGAACUCCGAGCCCAAACCCCAUAUCUAUCAGCUCCUCAGCCCGGUUUGAUCACAGUCUCACAAUGGGAAUUUCUUAGCUGCUUGAUUUAGGGGUUGAUUCCUCGGCCGCGCUCCUGGAUCAGACGGUGCUAGUAAUUCGUGUUCGCUAUCUUUCCUGCGUAGGAUUAUUACUUCGAAUAUUAUUAAUUUUUCAACCAUAUUACACUUGCAUCUGAUCACUUGGAUGUUGUCAUGCAUAAUUGUUUGUGCUAAUCCAUCUGGAGAUGUGGAUCUAGUUUCCUUUGUUAAUGUGAUUGAUAUUCUUGAA